Athalia rosae (coleseed sawfly) is the source of this 1715-nucleotide messenger RNA. Its product is annotated as ataxin-3-like. The transcript has 5 exons. Gene Ontology annotation, biological process: protein deubiquitination. Gene Ontology annotation, molecular function: cysteine-type deubiquitinase activity. Gene Ontology annotation, cellular component: nucleus. Bases 121 to 1275 code for a protein of 384 amino acids. Lineage: Eukaryota; Metazoa; Arthropoda; Insecta; Hymenoptera; Athaliidae. The record is from RefSeq and is a predicted model, not a curated record.
GCGGCUUGUUAUUUCCUGAUUCUACUUCGUAGGUGUAAUAUAAUCUGUACUAGCUGUUAAUUAAUACUUUAUUUCCGCGAAGGUAAAACAUCUGUCUUCGUUCUAAACUGUACCUUGAAAAUGGAGAGUAUAUUUCACGAGAAGCAAGAGGGAUACCUCUGUGCCCAGCAUUGUCUCAACGCCCUACUUCAGGGGCCAUACUUUAACGCUGUAGAUCUUGCUAAUCUCGCUCAUCAGAUGGAUGAGGAAGAACGCAUCAGAAUGGCUGAGUCGGGCAUCGAUAGCGAAGAGUACAGGUUGUUCUUGGAGUCGAUCUUAUUUCAGCAACCAUCGGGAAACAUGGAUGACAGUGGGUAUUUUUCGGUUCAAGUCAUAAGCAGCGCCCUCAAAGUGUGGGGCCUUGAUUUAAUUCUCUAUAACAGCACCGAACCAACUGCCUUAAUGGCCCAGAAUGAUCCUUCAGGCAUGAGCGCUUACAUAUGUAACUACAAGGGGCACUGGUUCACCAUUAGAAAAAUUGGAAAGCAAUGGUUCAAUUUAAAUUCAAUGUUGAGUGGACCUCAACUUAUAUCCGAUACAUAUCUGGCAAUGUAUCUUGCUCAACUCUUGCAAGAAGGUUAUUCAAUUUUCAUCGUCAAGGGUCUGCUACCCGAGUGUCUUGCUGAUGAUGUAAUUGCACGCAAUCCCAUAAAGGCUACUUUAAGGGCAAAAGGAACUUUGGAAAUGCAAACGAGAAAUACCGAUGUGGGAUAUCGUUUGGGCACCAGGGAAGAGGAUGAUGCAAAAAUUCUUAAAACUGCUCUAGCAUUGGGUGAAGUCGAAGUUCCAGCUUCAUCCAGUUACGCGGCUUCUAAAUCUCCUAUCUCUGCAGCAACAUCUAGAAUGGGUAAUAGAAAUCAUCCAAACAUUCGAACAGUUAGUGAUAAGGCAAUGGAAAGAAUAAUACCGAUAAAAGUCGAGGGACGUGAUCGACCUGAUCGAGAAGAGGAUGCAGAACUGCAAAGAGCGUUGCAACUCAGCUUGCAAGAUAGUAACGAAGAUAUGGAGAGAUCGUUAAAACUCAGAUUGGAGAAUGCUGAGAAAAAUGAGCCAGAGAAUAAUCCCUUCCAUUCCGUUGCAGACGCCGAAGAGGACGAUGAUUUGAGAAAAGCGUUACAAUUAAGCUUGGAAUGUAUGACUACACCUUCCACUCCCGAUCCAGAAGACUUACGCUGGCGAAGAUUGGCCUUCUUGGGUAUACACAACAAUGACGCUACCCGAAAAUUGAAUACGUAACAAUAAUAAUACAUCAUGCAACAAGGGAAUAAAGCUGUAGUUUAUUCGAGGGAAUUUUCGAGAGGGCAGUAAGCCCUAAGGGAAUGAUUAGAUUUAUUCCUGCGUUGUAUAAAGGACUUUAUUCCCGACUCGACUAUAGAGACCACUUUUCGUCCCGCUGAUUCACGUUUUGUCCCGCAAAUUUACUUUUCUUCGUAAAAUGCGGGAGAAAAGUAUAGUAGGUAAUCAGAUUCAACUUUAGUCCCGCCUUUCAGGUCAAAAAAGUUGUCUUUACGGUUGAGUCGGGAAUAAGAAAUAUAUUUAAUAAUUUAAUCAUCAAGAGUUGUUAUCGCUGAAUGAAAAUCAAUUAUGUAAAUUUUAAAUUAACUAACGAGCAGUGGGAAAGACGUGUCAUUUUAUAACUAAUAUAAUUGAAAAAAUAAAGUCAAUUAAAGUUUCAA